This is a messenger RNA of Hydra vulgaris (swiftwater hydra), 864 nucleotides long. RefSeq lists its product as uncharacterized. The record is from RefSeq and is a predicted model, not a curated record. NCBI's taxonomy places the organism in Eukaryota, Metazoa, Cnidaria, Hydrozoa, Anthoathecata, Hydridae.
AUGGCAUGGAAAAGAUCAAAAGUAACAGGUAAACCUAAUGACAAAGCAGCUUAUAAAUCAAUUGCCGCACAAUGUUCUGAUUCCAUUAGAAAGUAUCAUGGAGCAAAAGAACUUAAGAUGAUACGCAAAGACAACCUUGGCAGUUUCUUUAAUUUUGUCAAUGGAAAACUCAAAACCUGUAGUAAACUCAAUGACAUUUGUCGAUCCGAUAAUACCCUUUGUCAUGAUAAAGAAGAAAUAUCCUGUAUUUUUAAUAACUUUUUUGCAAGUGUUUUUACAGUCGAUAAUGGUUUAUCACCAAAAUUUACGGAUCGUGUUAACGUACAUUCAACUUGUCUGUCAUCUAUUAACUUUUCUCCUUCUAGAGUCAAAAAAGCACUUAGAGCACUUAAACCCACUACAUCUACUGGUCUAGAUGGCAUUCCCAAUGUUUUCCUAAAGAAUUGUGCCAAUAGUUUAUCGAUUCCUUUAAGCCAUAUAUUUGAUACCUCAUUUAAAGAUGGUGCUAUACCGCUAGACUGGAAAGUAGCAAGCGUUAUUCCAAUUCACAAAAAAGGACUAACAGUUGACCCAGGUAAUUAUAGACCUAUCUCCUUGACAUCUACUUGUUGUCGUUUAAUGGGAAGAAUCAUUAAUAACAAACUGAUUAAUUAUCUCUUACUCAAUAACCUAAUCAGAAAAGAGCAGCAUGGUUUUAUUCGUAAACGUAGUACCUGUACUAAUAUUCUAGAAAGUCUUCAUGACUGGACUUUAAAUCUUCAGCGCUGUAUUCCAACAGAUAUUAUUUAUUUUGAUUUUAAGAAAGCUUUCCAUUCAGUUUCACAUCCUAAGUUACUAAUGAAAUUACUUGCUUACGGCAAAUAG